This is a messenger RNA of Bacidia gigantensis, 789 nucleotides long. RefSeq lists its product as uncharacterized. NCBI's taxonomy places the organism in Eukaryota, Fungi, Ascomycota, Lecanoromycetes, Lecanorales, Ramalinaceae. The transcript has a single exon. The record is from RefSeq and is a predicted model, not a curated record. The coding region runs from base 1 to 789 and encodes 262 amino acids.
AUGAGUGCUGGAGUAUCUGGAGAGGGUCUUCUUGACUCUACCAAAGCGACCGCCACGACCCCACCAGUCGUUUCCCCAACGCUUGACGACACGAAGAUGACCACCGAUAAGAGCAGUAGUAGCGAGAUUUCAGAUGAGUGGGUCAAACUUGUACGCGAAAAAGAUCGACGCGCACCAACUCGCAAGGCGAAACGUUCUUCCAGUGGUACAAAGAAGGCCUCCCAGCAGACUCCAACGAACUUGACCGUAGCUGAAGACAGCGUCCACCUUAUCUUCGGCGUGCUGUUCAUCCUCUUCAUCGGAUACUGUUGCGGUGCUGAUUUAUACUAUUCCGAGAUUGUGGCCUCGCUCUUGGUGCAAGCAAUCGCUUGGGGCACCGCCUACCUUAGCGUGAAUUUCAUUUAUGCACCGCAGGCUACCAGGAAGAACCUUCAAGAGACGUAUGACGCAUUGAAAGUCGAGAUGAACUCCUGGGCUCAGCAGGUGAAAGCCGGCUAUCAGCGUCAUCAGCGCUCGAUCUGGACAUCCAUCUUCCUCUUUUACAUAUUCGCCUGGGUCUUUACUGUUUCCGCGAAACAUUGGAUCGAAGCGAUAAAGCGACUGAUCUCAGCUCAUAAAGAAUCAUCGGAUCGAGAAUUCGAAUAUUUCAUGAAGACUAUCCUAAAGGAGAAUCGCUUACGACAUAUUUCGGAGCGGAAGCUGGCGCAAGAGAGGGCAGCCGCUCGCAGGGCGUACGAGCUUAGUAGACCUUUCGCAGUGAGGCUUUAUGAGGAAGUGAUUGGUAAGUGA